Messenger RNA from Drosophila ficusphila, 523 nucleotides. RefSeq names its product general odorant-binding protein 99a-like. The transcript has 2 exons. NCBI's taxonomy places the organism in Eukaryota, Metazoa, Arthropoda, Insecta, Diptera, Drosophilidae. The record is from RefSeq and is a predicted model, not a curated record. Gene Ontology annotation, molecular function: odorant binding. Bases 76 to 390 code for a protein of 104 amino acids.
UUAAAAAGCGACCGAUUAGCUCAAUUUCGGACAGUCUACCCGCGAUCGCUGGACGAAUAACUCAAGGAAAUCAAAAUGAAGGUUUUGAUUGCCAUCUGUAUGUUCAUCGGCCUGGCCUCCGCUUCUGUUUGGGUAACCCGGAACGACAUGCCGAAGUUUAUGGAGGAGUGCGCCAAGGAGCUGGCUAUUCCCGAGGAUCUACUGGAGAAGUACCAGAUGUUUGAGUACUCCGAUGAUCCCAAGGCCAUGUGCUUCUACCAAUGCGUCGUGUACAGGCUCUUUUUGGGCAACCUUAUUAUCGACCACACCGAGGAGUUCCACACCGCCUUGGCCGCCUGUAUGAACAAGAUGAGCAGCGAUCCAAUACCUGCGAGUGAGCCCACCGCUUAACCACUUGUCUGCUGGAGGAGAACGCUGCCCAGAUCCAGAAGAGCCUGGUCCCCAAGGCUUGGAAGGUUUUCAUAACACAACUGUACUGAUAAGCAUAAAUUAAGUAUUAAAGUAAAUGAUUUUCUACAAAGUU